AUGCGCUGCGGGGCCGCGGCGGCGGCUGGCUCGCCUUCCUCCCAUCCUGCCGCCCCUAUCCCCUCCUCCCGGCCCUCCUCCCCCUCCUCCUCCUCCUCCUCCUCAUCCCCAUCGCUGCCGUCCCUCCUCCCGGCCGCCAGGUGCCCCUCGGCCGCCGCCGCUCGCUCCGUGUUCCGGGGCGGCCCCGGCAGCGCGGCCCGGCAGGACAGGAUGCUGUUCCCGCUGCCCCUGCGUGCAGCCUGCAGCCUGCUGGCCUGGUUCUGCCUCUACAAGUGGUUCUGCCACCGCUACCGGCACCGCAGCCUCGAGUGGAGCUGCAGGCUGGUCACGCUGACCCACGGCAUCCUGGCCACCUGUCUGUCUGCUUACAUCGGCUUCAUUGAUGGCCCCUGGCCCCUGAGCCACCCAGGCUCACCCAACACGACCCUCCAGGUGCACGGGCUGUGCCUCAGCUUGGGCUACUUCAUCUUCGACCUGUGCUGGUGCGUGUACUUCCAGACGGAGGGUGCCCUGAUGCUGGCCCAUCACCUGGUGAGCAUCGUGGGCAUCGCGGGCUCGCUGGCGCUGGGCGAAUCUGCUGCCGACGUCAACGCCGUCAUUUUCGGCAGCGAGAUCACCAACCCGCUGCUGCAGGCGCGCUGGUUCCUCAAGGAGCUGGGUCGUUACCACACCUUCACGGGGGACGUGGUGGAUUUCCUCUUCGUGGUGCUCUUCACCGGCGUGCGCAUCGGCGUGGGCGCCUGGCUGAUGUACUGCGAGCUGGCCUCGCCGCGGCCCCGCUGGUACAUCAAGCUGGGCGGGGUCAUCAUGUAYGUGGUGUCCUGGGUGUUCAUGGUCAGCAUCUGCCGAUUCGCCCGCAGGAAGAGCAUGAGGAAAUACCAGGCUUGGAGGAGCCGCCGGAGCCGCGAGCUGGGCUUGAAAGCCAACGGGCAUCUCAAAAGCCACUGA
Molecule: messenger RNA, 948 nt
Organism: Malurus melanocephalus (red-backed fairy wren)
Lineage: Eukaryota; Metazoa; Chordata; Aves; Passeriformes; Maluridae
Product: TLC domain-containing protein 5-like
Exons: 3
Coding region: 1-948 (315 amino acids)
Cellular component (GO): membrane
Source: RefSeq, a predicted model, not a curated record